Messenger RNA from Orussus abietinus, 1575 nucleotides. RefSeq names its product methyltransferase-like protein 6. The record is from RefSeq and is a predicted model, not a curated record. The transcript is spliced from 7 exons. Lineage: Eukaryota; Metazoa; Arthropoda; Insecta; Hymenoptera; Orussidae. Bases 64 to 897 code for a protein of 277 amino acids.
UUUCUUCCGGGACGUCGCAGUGGGAGGUUGUACUGCUCCGUAAAUGGUUAAUUCGACCAUGAGAUGACUGAGAAUAUAGUAGAAUCGGAGUCGGGAAGUGAUUGCUACGCGGGCCACGUGGCGAAGCAGCUCACGCCGGAGGAAACCGCUAAAAUGUUGGCCCAAAAUUCGCGCCUUGUUUCGGAAUUUCGGGCGAAACAACUCGAGAAGGACGCGAAGAAGCACUGGGAUCUUUUCUACAAAAGAAACGACACGAGAUUCUUUAAGGACAGGCAUUGGACCACGAGGGAGUUCGAGGAGCUUUUGAGGUUAGGUCGCGGCGAGGAGGGCGUGCUACUCGAAGUUGGUUGCGGCGUUGGAAAUUUGAUUUAUCCUCUGCUCGAGGACGGCUCGAGUUUCGAGAGGAUCUUCGCUUGCGAUUUAUCGACCAAGGCUGUCGAAUUGGUUAAAAGUCAUAAGUUGUUUGAUCCGAGGAAGAUUGUGGCAUUCCAGGCGGAUGUGACGGAGGAAAAUUGUUUCUUGGAAAUCGAUAGCAGAGUGGACGUUGCGACUCUGGUUUUUGUCAUGUCGGCAGUACAUCCUGAUAAAUUUAAGAAAGUUAUAGCAAAUUUAAAGCGUGUUAUGCACAGCGAUGGAAUCGUUCUUUUUCGGGAUUAUGGGAUUUACGAUAUGGCACAGUUAAGAUUUAAACCAGGCCAUAAGAUUGCUGAAAAUUUAUAUGUUCGUCAAGAUGGAACCAGGAGUUACUACUUUACUAUAGAAGAGGUCCAAGACAUGUUCACCUCUAUGGGAUUUGAAACUUUAUCUUGUUCAUAUAUACAUAGACGGACAAUUAAUGUAAAGGAAAAAAUCGAUGUCCCCAGAAUUUUUGUUCAAGCAAAAUUCAAGAAACCAUGAUACAUUCCAUGUGUGGUGACCUGAGAACAUUCCUUGAUUGGACUUUUAGAACGAAUAUUCAUGCAUGGAAGCAUGAAAACAUGACGUUUCUAGUUACUGUUCGAUCGAGCAGCAGCCGCAGCAGUUGGAAAGUAGCUGAAUCUGUUAAAAGAUACAGCAUGGCAGGGAACUGGAGCAGCACGUGUAUUGUGGUGUGUUAUUUUUUAUAAAUUACAUAUAUAUUGCAUUAAUAAACGUGAUGCAUAAUGUUUCUUAUUUGCAUAGAACGCAAUGCUGACUAUUCGUCACUACCACUGAUUUACAUUAAAUUUAUUUUACAGUAUCGAAACUUGUACUGACCUACAUUCCUAAUUAUAGGUUUAUUUAUUACAGAUCAAUCGCACUGGUGGGUUCUGAAGUGGUAUGUUAUAUUGUUUUCGACUUUCUUUUUUCAAUUUUUAGUAACAAAUUUAGUGCUUAGUAAAAGAAAUCUGAUGAAAUAAAAUAUUUAUCAUGAUCUAUCGUGAUUGAUCUAUAGUAUUAGCUCUAACUGAAAUUAUCUAACAUAAGCAUAAUUAAGUAGCUGUAAAAGGUACACGCUGUAAAAAACGUUAUAUAUUUUCAGAUAAUUAUAGUCCGGAAGAAGACUUCUUGGAAGUUUUUUUAAACUUUUCGACAAAAAUAAAAUGACUAUAUCUA